Messenger RNA from Mycotypha africana, 1557 nucleotides. RefSeq lists its product as uncharacterized. The coding region runs from base 67 to 1383 and encodes 438 amino acids. Gene Ontology annotation, molecular function: oxidoreductase activity. The record is from RefSeq and is a predicted model, not a curated record. NCBI's taxonomy places the organism in Eukaryota, Fungi, Mucoromycota, Mucoromycetes, Mucorales, Mycotyphaceae. The transcript has 3 exons.
GGAAGUGUCUGCUUCUUUCCCUUUGCUUUUUCUCUUUUCUUUUCCGCACAGAAAUAUACACAUAAAAUGCUGCGUCAGUCUCUUCCUUUACCUGUUUCUGAAAGCCUUUUGAGCGUCAAGGAACAACAUGCUUUUCAUGAUAAGGACCAAGACUGUUUAUUUAAUGAAGAACUCCCGACAGUGGAUCGAUCCAUGUUGACAAAGAUCGUUCAAGAAAAUCACUAUUUAUAUCCUAUGGAAAAACGAGACAGGCCCAACAAUAGUAUCCGUGUCCUUGUGGCCCUGCAUAAAAUGAAUGCUACUGAAGAACAGCUGUCCAUUGCCUAUGAAAACACUUUACAAGAGGUGGAGUCUAUUUUUAUCAACAACAAGAACACAAGAAUCAAUGAAAGAAAUUGGCAAGAUCAUUUGGGAAAUACAUCCUUUUACGGUGAUUUCUUGGUUUUUUUUGAUCACCAGUUGAAUCGACUUGGGUUAGAUGAGUUAUUAAGUAGAUAUUUCUAUAGUAUUCCUUAUUCUAUGGGAUCUCAAUUACAGCCUUUUGUUCAGUUGGCUUUUGGCAUAGAACAAGAAUUACCAGAAAUCAUUACACAAGCCUUAGCUUAUUAUGCUUGUACUUAUAUGGAUGUGUCUACUAUUAUUUUACCCAAAGAAGAAGCAGCAGCAGCCAUGGACAGCCACACCCCCACAGCCGCCCAUCCUGACCGUCUUGAUUUUGUCAACACGUUCUUGUUCGAUUUGGUGCGUUCGGAUCAGCGUUUCGAUGGUAGAAUAGACGGUGACAACACUUUCCAGCAAUCCAUAAAGGUACUGUUGAAAAGCAAGCAAGAGCUGCUUCAAAUGUACAUGGCCUUCUGGACAAAAAGCACCCAAGCCAUGUCCACUGAACAGAAAAUGGAUGCUCUCGUCUACACCGCCGUCUGUCUUGUGAAAUAUGCUUCUCGUCCACACUUGGGUCAUACAGAAAUGGACUGGUUCUUGACGGGAGGCCAACUGAUCGAGUCCGCUUUAGCCCUCAAGAAGCUAGCCAACUCUAACGAAUCGCUUUUGCAAGCGUGGGUUCCUCUUCAAUUUCUGGCCAUGCUUUGCUCUUUUGUCGUCCAAGGCCGUCCUUAUUUCAAUCCACCACAACAAGAACAGCACCCACUCUCAACCACUGCCUUAAAGAUGAUGAUGAGCCAUAUGGAUCAACAUAUCAGCCACAUGAUGCGUCAUGCUCAUGACGAUCCCAAAUUGGUGUUGGCCCUCCAUUCCUUGAUGAAUGUCAAGACUUUCUAUCCCCAUUUCGCGGAAGAGGCCUUGUAUGUGGACAUUAUUCAAUUAUUAUCUUCCUUCUCUAUGGAUGGAGGUGUUUGGGUCAAAUCCGGUCUGGGUUGGAAAUAACACUCUCCUUCUCUCUCUUCAUGCCUCCAUUUUCUUGUAUAUAGUAUCCUAUUUUUAAAACACAACCGCAUUACAGAUAUUUAACUAUUUGCAUACCCCUCUUUUUCAAAAUAGAACAUGAUUCAUCACACGACAUGUAGUUGUCUUGGCUUUUUUUUUUUUUUUUUUUUUUUU